This is a messenger RNA of Nothoprocta perdicaria, 1334 nucleotides long. It is a transcript of the gene NRIP2, whose product is annotated as nuclear receptor interacting protein 2. The transcript has 7 exons. NCBI's taxonomy places the organism in Eukaryota, Metazoa, Chordata, Aves, Tinamiformes, Tinamidae. Gene Ontology annotation, molecular function: aspartic-type endopeptidase activity. The coding region runs from base 187 to 951 and encodes 254 amino acids. The record is from RefSeq and is a predicted model, not a curated record. Gene Ontology annotation, biological process: proteolysis.
GCAGAAAGAGAUGCUUCCGAGAUGGAUGAGUUAUAGCUAAGAGAGAAGGACGAAAGCCAGAGAAAGGGAGAAAAGGAGUGCUGUGGGAAGAGUGCUCUGCGACUGAGUCGGCCUCAGGAGAGCAGACAUCUGGAGACAAGUGCACCCCAUCACCUCAGGAAGGAGCUGUCUGUCCGAGUCAUCACCAUGAGCACGCGGAAGAGCUGCCCUCUAACACAGGGACAAGGAGAUGGAGAGGAGAAGGAGAGUGAGGGCACUCCAGACCUGCAGCCUCAGGAGUGUGAGCUGGAGCUGAGGAACAAAGCUAUUCUGCAACAAAAAAGGCGUCUUAAACAGGCCACACAAUUUGUGCACAAGGACUCUGCUGACCUGCUUCCCCUGGACGGUUUGACGAGGCUUGGUACCUCCAAGGAUCUGCAGCCACACAGCGUGGUCCAGCGGCGCCUUGUGGAGGGCAAUCUGACCAAGCUGCGGGGCGAGACAAGGGUUCAGUCUGCAUGGGUUCAAUCACCGCUGGCAAAAGACCAAGAUGCAAAGAAGGAAAAGGGAGAGCACAGGAGAAAAGAGACUCCACACCUGCUAAUACAGUGUCAGUGCCAAGGUCAGGUAUUGAAAGCAACUGUUAACACAGGAUGUCAACCAAAUCUCAUCUCCAAGCGCUGUUUAAAACAGCUGGGGCUAGAAGAAGUGUCUGCCAUGGACUGUGGAGAUCUCUGUCUUCCCAUCCCCAGCGUUGUUGGCCGAGUAGAACACUUGGAGGUGCAGCUUGGCCAGGAGACAGUGUUGUGCUCAGCACUGGUUGUAGAUGAUGAAGUGCUUGAGUUUUCCUUUGGUCUCCAGACCCUGUUGUCGCUAAAGUGCUGCAUCGACUUGGAGGAAGGAGUCCUGAGACUUAAAGCACUGAGUCAAGAGCUGCCUUUCCUACCUGCCUCUGAAGAGCUCGGUCAAUGACUGGCUGCAUAUCCCAUCUCUGGGGGACUUGCACGUCCCAGGCUUCUGACCAGGCCUCUCCCCUCUGCACUCCAGCUGCUGGACCUGCAUUCCCAUCACCUCACCUACCACCUUUGCUGCAUCCUCAAACUGAGCUGCUGCCACUAAGUUUAAAUGCUGCAGUGAAUUACAGCACCUGAAUUACAGUCCUCUGCUCUGCCAGCUCCCUACUUUCAACUUGAAAGCUGGUGACUGGACACAGAUACAUCAUCAACCUCAAGCCCUGGCAUCUCACAGCCUCUGGUACUCCCUGGUACUCCGGCAUAAACCCAGAGACACAGACUUUCUUGUAGUAUCAGCUUAGGUCAGAAGACUGUGGACUCAUGUGAAUAAGAUGGAUAUAU